This is a messenger RNA of Danaus chrysippus (African queen), 1251 nucleotides long. Lineage: Eukaryota; Metazoa; Arthropoda; Insecta; Lepidoptera; Nymphalidae. The record is from the annotation of a GenBank genome assembly.
AUGGAUCCCAACAAAAUCAAAAAUGCUUCGGAAGGUAUAGCUCCUAUGGGUAUAACGGCCCUUACCGAAACUAUUCUGACUAAUCAGCCAGAGUCAAGGUAUGAAUGUCCUGUAUGCCUAAACUGGCUAAGAGAUCCUGUCAUAACUACAUGUGGUCACAAAUUCUGUAAAUCAUGCAUUACAUCCUGGUUGCAAAAUAGUGGUCACUGCCCAAUUGACAAUAUAAAUCUCAGUAUGAAAGUUGACAUAUUCCCUGACAAUUACACUAAAAGGGAAAUACAAGAACAAAGAAUGUCAUGUCCAUUUGCUACUAAAGGUUGUGCAGUGAAAGUGACUCCAUUGGACUUGGACUCGCACAUAGCUAGUUGUGAGUUCAAUCAACCUGAAGCUUCAUCCCAAUCUCAAGUAAAGGUGCCAUGUUCUUUCAGUGCUGUUGGCUGCAAGGAGACAUUUGACACACAGGAAGAUAUGAAUGAACAUUUACAUACUGAUGUACAGACUCACAUGAGUUUUCUAAUGAACGCCUAUUCAAAGAUACAAAUCGACAACGACAUAUCAAAUGCAAGUAUGGACGCAAAGGAACAAGAAGCUAUGCUUCUAUGGGAGCCGUCCAAAGAUGGCGCUGCUAGUACGUCGCCACCAGUGAACAAUACCAGCGCACUUAUAAGGGCACUAUAUGAAAGGGUUGUGGUGCUUGAACAAAGGAAUCGUGAACUGGAUAUAGUAAUAGCCAACAUUUCAAAGCAGCUAUCAGCUUUUGCUGUCGCCAAAAUGAAGCAAAACAACGACUUAAUACUCCGAUACUGUAUGGGAAACUAUAUUUGGAAGAUAGACAAUUUUAAGGCUAGAUUAGAAGCAAUGCAGAAGGAUCAUUUUAAAAUGUUGUACAGCCCUGGCUUUUAUACUUCACCUAAUGGUUACAGAUUCUGCGUCCGUCUCAACAUAUCACCGCAGAACCCACAAUGUUUUGCAUUACAUGUGCAUUUAAUGAAAACCGAGUACGAUGACUGUUUGGAGUGGCCGUUCAAUGGGAGGAUAUCGUUUGCUAUGAUCAAUCAAUACAACCCGGAGCUCACACAGAGAGAUACAAUGAUGUCCAAUUCAACAUUGAUAGCAUUCAGGAAGCCAUCUACAGAAAUAUGUGUCCGAGGCUUUGGUUAUACCGAGUAUGCAGUGGUUAAUGAUGUUGCUAGGAACGGCUUCGUUAAAGAUGAUACUCUUAUUGUGAGAGUACAUAUAAAAUGUGUAUGA